CGCUUGUGAAAAGUUCUGCUCAAGUCUUGGCUAUUGAACAGCGAAAAUCGCAGGUCUCUAUCUCAUUCCUAUCAAAAGUUAUUCAAAAAGCAACCGAGUGCCAACCAUUUUGAAACGGAGAGUAGUUUUUAUUGUAAAAACAAUUUUCUCUUCUUUUUACCGUUUUUAUUAUCAUUUUGAAUAUUUUAUAUUUUAUAUAUUUUAUAUUUUUAAAUAGAAAAACAACAGUCGCCAGCAUGUGAAACAACGAUAGAUGAAAAUGUUCAAGGUUCUAAUAACAGCUGUAUCUCAGAAGAUGAGAACGCAAUGGAAGUUGAAAAUCAGAUAAAGAAUACCGGUUAUGACGAAGAGUCUGAAACGGAGAAAUAUUUCAAAGAUACUGAUGUAAACACCAACGAUCGUAAUACCUCAACUAACGAUGAUAAUAAUAGUGAUACAGAUACAAUAUUGUCUGACUUAGAUGAACAAGAAGCAGCACUGGAAAAUGAAAAUGAUGUUUUAUAUGAAUGUGGGACAUUAACUUUGUGUGAAGGUUAUAAAGCGAUUAGAACCUUCGUAAUCAAAUGUAAUUUGGCAUUCACGCAAGUUUUGUUAUUGAUAUCACUCUUGUUCUAUUUAUUACCAAAUGGUCAUAAAUUAAAAAGAUUGUGUAUUGUCAAUUCUCUUCGAAAAAGAGAAGAUUUCAUAUAUGAAACGGUAUGUGUUUUUUGUCAUGAAUCAAUUGACCCAUUGAUAGGUGAUUGUCAACUGAAUUGUCCAUUAAACGCGUUUAUCGUGUAUUGUAACAAGAAAUCUGGAGUUAAUUAUCCAAAACGAGCGCAUGUUUUAUUGCCGAACGAUAUGAUUAACGGUUUAGUAUAUAAACAAUUACAUAUAAAUGUGAAACAUAAUCCGCUGACAUUGAUGCUUCAUGCUGAUGGUAUGAAUAUCAUUACUACAAAACUAAAAAAAUUCUAUGUUGUAUCCGCUACUAUCGUCGAAUUACCUCCACCGCUACGAGAAUAUUCCAGAAAUAAAUUACUUCUCCAUCUUUAUUUAUCCGACAACGAACCAACAGCAGCAGUAUUAUUUGAUCGUUUAACAUCUAAUAUAAAAGAAUUCAUUAAUCGUGAUCAUCUGAAUAUCAUGAAUCACAAGUUUCAGUUAAGAUUUCAAGGAUUAAAGGCGGAUUUACCUUGCAGAGCCUUAUGUUUGUGCUUGAAGCAGCAUAAUGGAUACUACGCCUGCAGUAAUUGUUUACAGCGUGGCGAAGUGUUAGGCGACGGUAACACCAUCGUUUAUUAUCCAUAUGAAAGAAAUCAACUACCGCGUACACAUCUGCAAUUUACGUCUGCGUGUACUCAAGCGCAGUUAAAUAAUGGUGCAUUGUCUAUCGAAGGUUUAUUUGGAAAAACACCACUUCUAGAUUUAUCAUUUGACAUACGAUCAAAUUUUUCGUUCGAUUAUAUGCACUUGUCAAAAAGAAAUGCCAGCGCAAUAAGUAAACAAGCAGACAUAAUUCUGAAAGAAAAUACUUCACCAUCUCAACAACAAUCACAAGCUACAACGACAACAGUAACAUUGCCAUCAAUCAAGAAAGAACCGAAUAUACAUGCAUCAAAAAUAUCAAAUAUUCAAGGUUGA
Molecule: messenger RNA, 1623 nt
Organism: Didymodactylos carnosus
Lineage: Eukaryota; Metazoa; Rotifera; Eurotatoria; Philodinida; Philodinidae
Source: the annotation of a GenBank genome assembly